Molecule: messenger RNA, 2785 nt
Organism: Nymphalis io (European peacock)
Lineage: Eukaryota; Metazoa; Arthropoda; Insecta; Lepidoptera; Nymphalidae
Gene: ear
Product: protein AF-9
Exons: 3
Coding region: 196-2415 (739 amino acids)
Biological process (GO): regulation of DNA-templated transcription
Cellular component (GO): super elongation complex
Source: RefSeq, a predicted model, not a curated record
UUUGUUAUUUUGAAUCGAACGCACCUCAUACACCAAUGUCGAUAUGAAAUUGAAUAUGGCGGACAAAAAUAACAAGGGCGCUAAAAGAUUAUUUUCGUUAUUUAAUAUAAUUUCAGUUCAGUGAUUAUAAAACUAUUAUUACUAGUGAUAUUUAGAAAUUUAUUUAAUCUAAGCUGUAAAUAAUACCUAUCCAAAAUGUCGGCAGUUAGAGUAAAUAUAGAAAUCGGACAUGAAGCUUCAUUGAAAUCUAAGAAAACCUCUGAAGGCUUCACUCAUGAUUGGGAAAUUUUCGUGCGCGGUCAAGAAGGCGCUGAGAUCAGUCACUUCGUCGAAAAAGUGGUUUUUAAACUACAUGAAACGUUUCAAAAACCAAGACGAGUUGUAAAAGAACCUCCUUUUUCUAUUAAAGAGUCUGGCUAUGCAGGAUUUAAUCUACCAAUUGAACUAUAUUUAAAAAAUAAAGACGAACCUAAGAAAAUAACUUUUAUUUAUGAUUUGACACUACAGCAUGGUGGAUUUUUAAAAGAUAGAUAUAUUUUUGAAAAUCCUAAUGAAGAGUUUAAGCGAAGACUUUUAAAAGGAGGUGGAAUGAUUGUUGACAAAAAUGCUUUUUACACCAAUCCCGACCAAGAGAGUAGAAGUAGAGAUUCAUUUACUGAUGAAAAGCCACAACUUGUCAGUAAACCUAAGUUAUCAUCAGAUAAUAACAAGAAACAUAAAUCAAAAGAGUACAAAGAAGAACCUAAAACUAGCAGUUUUGAAAACUUAUUUGGGCCACUUAUUAGGAAACCACCAAAAGUGUCACCAGAUCCUAAAAAACUUGAGAAGAAUUUGAUAUUGGCAAAAUCAGAUAAAAAAGAUAAAGAAAGGUCAAGCUCUGAUAAGAAAACAAAACAUGAACAUAAAGAAGCAAAAUCUGAUAAGUUAAACAUUAAAGAAGAAAAACAAAAAAUUGAAAAAUCUAAAAAUCAUAACAGAGAACAGGAGAGGAUUAAAGAGAAGGCAUCUAAAAGACAAAGUGAAAGGCCACCAUCUCCUGAACCACCAAAGAAAAAAUGUCCAACUCCAAACAGAAAAGUUCCGAGUCCUGUGCCUAGAUCUAGUAGUGCAUCUAGUAUGAAAGAAGAAUAUAAACCAUCAAAACAUAUUGCUGAAAACUUUGAACAAAAGAAAAUAAAAUCUGAUGAAAGAAUACCCGAGAUUAAAAUAGAAAAAGAUACAAAAGAAAAAAAGAAAAAAGAAAAGAAGAGCCAUGAUAGAGAUAAAGAAAGAAAAGAAAAGAAAGAUCAUAAGAAAGAAAGUCACAAAAACAAAGAUUCUCCGAAAGAGCCAUUAAAAGAAUUAGUUAAAGAAGUAACAAAACCUAGAGAAAUAGUUAAAGAAAAAGAAUUAAAUAAAAAUUCUCCUAUAAAAGAAAAAUUAUUAAAACCAGAAAAAACGAAAGAAAACUUGCGAAAAUCUCCUCAGUUAGAUAUUCCUGAGCGUCAUGAAAAUCACAAGUCUAAAGAUAGAGGCGAGCCAGAAAGGAAACAUAAGCACAAGAAAAAAGACAAAAAAAGAGAUGAAUCUAAGGAAAAGCACAAAGAAUCUAGCAAAGAUAGAAAGCAAAAACAUGAAAAAGUUCGGGAUAUAGCAAUUGAAAAACCUGAAGUUAUAGAACUCCGGGAAACUCCAAUACAAAAAGAGCGAGCUCUACCUGAGCCAGCUUCCCCUAUAUCUAUAGAUACUGCAUCUCAGUGUAGUUCUAAAAGUGGCCUUAAUAAAGUUCUUCUUAUUGGAACAGAAGAUAUUAACAGCAGCCAUUCAGAUUCCGAAGGUUCUAUGAUAGCAGAUGAGGAAGAUAUGAAAGUAAAAGUGGAAAAUCCGUCACCAAAGCUUGUCAAACGAGAACCUUCUCCAGAACCUGAACCAGAGCCUGAGCCGGAGCCUGAAAUUGAACCAGAACCUGAGCGAAUAGUUGAAGUACCUCCAGUACAACCAAAAGAAAAAUCAAAAAAACAUAAGGACAAAUCUAAAAGAGAAGAAAAACGACGGAAAAGAAAAGCUGCUGUGGAAGAAGAUGCAGAGAACAGAAAAAUUGCUAAGGCUGCUGAUUCGGGACCCUCUAAUAAUGAAACUGAACAUGGAGAAAGCAGUGGUUCUUUAUCAAUAGAGACCAAAGUACAAGACAAUGGAGUCUCAAGUAGUUUGGGUGAAGAUGCUGAGCCAGGAGAUUUAUCACCUGACUACAUGGUACAAUUGAGAGGUUUGCAGCAACGCAUAAUGACAAUUAAAAACAAUGAAGAUCUUGAAAGGGUUGUGAAUCUCAUAGCAGAGACCGGCAGAUAUGAAGUAACUACUCAAACAUUUGAUUUUGAUCUAUGUUUAUUAGAUCGUUCAACAGUGCAGCAGCUAAUACAGCUUGUGGGUUGCUAGCCAUCAAAAGUGGACCUUAUUAGGGCAUAUGUAAAUAUAUGGCUUAGUACGCAAUAGGACAGUUGUACAAUAUGAACUAUCAUCUACCUUAAGCAUAAGAUUGAUAAAUUUAUGAUGAUUUUGCUCUUUUAAAAACUAAAAUUGCUAUUAAAUAAAGUGCAUUUGCAUGUAGAACUACUUUUAAGCAUAAGAAAUAAUCUCAAAUGUUCUACUAUCAACUAUUUUAUGUUCUUAUAUUUUAAUGGAGUUGUAAGUGCAAUAUUGUAUAUGUAUAGGUUAUAUAAAGUUAUAAGACUGUUAAAAGAUUGUUAAAGGUGUUGUAUAUUUUGUACAUUAUAUUGUAUUGAUUUAUUAUAAUGUAAGUUAAUUA